AUGAUAGGACUCAUUUCAUACUACUCUCAGUGGAUCUUGCACUUUUCCGACAAGCGAUCUGUGUCCUUUAUGUUCCACUCCAAGAAGCUGGGAAAUAUCAAGAACGACAAGAUCCAACGAUGGCGGGUCGAACGAGCCUGCUUCGACUACGACAUUGUCUAUCAGCCAGGGACUGAAAACUCAACUGCUGAUGCUCUAUCGAGAGCCUUCUGUUCGGCUACCAACCACAAAACGCUGUCGGAUCUCCAUCAGCAGCUAUGUCGUCCAGGAGUCACAAGGAUGGCUCACUUCAUCCACAUUCGCAACUUACCAUAUUCUGUAGAUGUCGUCAAGAAAGGUCCCUUGCCGUCGACUUCCCGAAAUCGAUACCUACUAACCGUGGUUGACGAGCAUUCACGAUUCCCCUUCGCGUUUGCAUGCAAAGACAUGACCGCGGCAACAGUCAUCAAGUGUCUGCGUCAGUUAUUCGCUAUAUUCGGCAUGCCUGCUUAA
Molecule: messenger RNA, 492 nt
Organism: Homarus americanus (American lobster)
Lineage: Eukaryota; Metazoa; Arthropoda; Malacostraca; Decapoda; Nephropidae
Exons: 3
Coding region: 1-492 (163 amino acids)
Biological process (GO): DNA integration
Molecular function (GO): nucleic acid binding
Source: RefSeq, a predicted model, not a curated record